AUGGCCCUCUGGAGAAGCGUCCGCGAGCACUACGACCGCGCUCACACAGCCGCCCUCCGCGGAGACUACCGGCGCGCCGUGCGGCACCUCGACCGCUGCAUCGACAUGCUGGCCGAUGCGUACGGCUCCCCCGUCCACUACAAGCUUGCCAUCUUCUACUGCAAACUCGGGCGCGCCCUCCUCCGUAUCUCUCAGAACCCUAUUCCAGGCUCAGAUUCAGAAGAGACCCUGGCUAGCGCCUCAGAAGACGCGCGUUCUCAGUCCCAUAGCACAAAUACAGAUUUGGACAAAAGCUCCGGGUCAGAGUCAGUAGACAGUGCUGAUGCUAAGGCAACCACUGCAACGAAGACUCUCCGUACACCCUUCGACAUAAUCCUGGAGAAGUUUACUCGUGCGCUCGAGUGCAUCAACGUAUCCCCGCCAUCGAUACGGAGCUCUGCCAACACGCUUUUAACAGAAGCAGAGAUUUACCAGAGCAUGGGCGAGACAGCGUUGAUAUACGGACGCCCUGAGGUUGAAGACUGGUUAACGAUUGCCAUGGGUCUAUACUUGCGUGUUCGAAACCCUGUGUGUGCAGAAAUAGGAGCCUGCCGCUUCUUUCUCGGCAAGCACCAUUUUAAGAAUAGAAAGCUCCAAUGCGCGCAUGAUGACCUCACAGCGUCGCUAGAUAUUCUUGUGAAAUUGGAACUAAUGUACCGCGAGCAAAUUCGCAGCCUUCUUAAGAUUGAGCACGAGACCCAUUUCCACUUUUCUGCACAGCGGAAAUUCCAGAAGUUGCGAGCUAAGAAGCACGAGUUGAGGAAACAACUAAACCUGAUAAAGGUCCAGAUAAAGGAGACAGACGGCUUGGUGCAGAUGUGUAAGGGGCUUAUGGGGCCUACCUCUACAUCAGCUGUCCUCCCAUCAGGCAGCCUCUCUAGCAUGAAGUCUCUCGGCCUUAGCACAGCAAGCAAGCUUUACGAAAAUACUGGCACGAUCAAUGAUGAUCAGCUUUCCUGGGCGCUUUCUUCGCUUCCCCCAAAUUUCCAGCGGUUAGCCAGUUCCGAGCUUAACAUUUAG
Molecule: messenger RNA, 1059 nt
Organism: Giardia duodenalis
Lineage: Eukaryota; Fornicata; Diplomonadida; Hexamitidae
Exons: 1
Coding region: 1-1059 (352 amino acids)
Source: RefSeq, a predicted model, not a curated record